AUGAAUCUUAACCCAGAAGUGCUUCCGACACUCUUGAAGCCGGCAAUGAAAUCGGACAGACAUGGGCGGUGGCCCAUUCUUAUUUGCAGCGCUGUGCUGCUCGCUGCCGUCGGCGGUAUUUACGUCAACCUCGUUUAUCACUAUUUCAAUUAUCAUACUCCUAUAUUCGCAGCCGGAGGUGUGUCGCUAGAUCAUCUUCACCCUGAUUCUGGCGUCAACGAGGACACGAGGAUCGGUCCUACAGGUGACCAUAACACUGGGGAUCCUAAUGCUUCUGACGUGGAUAUUGCGUCUACAUUACUCCGACCGGAGCGACAUAAAUUCCGCGAUCGGACCUCCAUUCACCUGAAAUGGAACGUCACAUUGGAACCGCGAGCACCAGAUGGGGUUAUGAAACCGGUUUAUCUUAUCAAUGGACAAUUCCCUGGCCCUACAAUUGAGACACGGUCAGGUGAUGAACUUAUAAUUGAUGUCUACAAUGGUGUUGCCGAGGAAGAAGGCAUUUCCAUCCAUUGGCACGGAUUAUACAUGAAAGCUGACUGGGCAACUUCAUUGCGAGAAGAUGCCAACGAGAUGGAUGGGGUGGUUGGCGUGAGUCAAUGUGCAAUUGGCCCAUCUGAGAGUUACACGUAUCGGUUUCGCAUCGAUGACAGCCAAUUCGGCACAUUCUGGCAUAUGCGCAGGUAUCAUGCCCACUCCGGUGGACAGCGUGCUGAUGGGCUGUACGGCGGGCUUGUGGUACAUGAGCCCGUUAGCAGGACCAGUCAAGAACUCUCAGUAUACGGGCAACAUCCAGAACAUCUGCUUCUUAUAGGAGACUGGUAUCAUCAGCCAGCAGGUGCUGUUUUUGGGUGGUAUCAGGAGCCGGGCCACUUCGGUUACGAGCCUGCACCUGAUUCACUUCUCAUUAACGGCAAAGGCUCUUACAAUUGCUCAAUGGCUGUUAGGGCGCAUCCAGUGGAAUGCAGCCCGAGUGAGAAGCCGGCCGUGACUUUUGCAGAGAGCAAUAGCGUCAUAUUACGCGUUGUAAAUACGGGAGCUUCUGCCGGAUUCUCAUUCUCGCUUGGACAGGCGCCCAUGACGGUCAUUGCGGUCGAUGGGGGAAGUACGGUAGCAUCAAACACCCCAAGCACGACGUCGAUCGGCCUUUUGUAUGCUGGAGAGCGAGUAGACAUCCUUGUCGAACGCCCUACAGGAUCAGCAACAGCACCUGGUGGGCGCAAGUCUGAAAUGAUACAGCAAUCAAAAGCUGAACUGAGCCUGACAAUCGGUCUGGAUUUGGAGUACGUCCGCACAUUCCAGGAGCCCUAUAUCGCCAGAAACUUUCACUUGACGAAUUUUGCCCUUACGCCUCAGCAAUCGUUCCCUGUUAUAUGGCGAGAUAAAGGCGACGAACUCCGAAAAGAUGAACCGCGGAGCGAUAACAAUCAACCUGUCCCAAAAUUCAACUUGGCACAACUCUCAGGCAGUGUGGUCGCGGAUUAUGUUGCCAAGAAACCUUCAGAGACGUCGGUUCUGUACACAUCGAUGUCAAUCCGGUCGGCUAGUGGCCUUCGACCAGUCGGUUCUGUGAAUCGUACCACCUGGGUCGUGGCUGAUCCCAGAGCACCGCCACUUCUUGCUCUGGACCAGAGUGAAUGGAAUCGUGUAACGAAGCAGCCCGGUCCAGUCUGGGCUCUAGACGUUCCGCACUACCAGUCUGGGGAGGGUAAAUGGAUGGAGCUUGUGGUGAAUAAUCCCGAUCAUCAGGGGCAUGUAUUCCACUUGCAUGGAUAUGACUUUUACGUGGUCUCACAAUUCCAACAGACUCAACUAGGUUUCCCUGGAACAUACAAUCCUUUUGAUCCGGCGAGUGCCCCCCUUGGUGGAUCAAUAAACACAGUCAAUCCCCUCCGGAAAGACACCGUGUAUAUCCCAAGAAAUGGGUACGUUGUGCUGCGCUUUCCGUUGGCAAAUGAUGGGCUAUGGCUCUUCCAUUGUCACACAUUAUGGCACAUGAUUUCAGGCAUGGGCAUUGUCCUUCAGAUCGGUGAGAUUAUGGAAGACACCAAGCAGAGGACGUUAGCAACUUGCUUGAAAUAA
Penicillium cinerascens is the source of this 2082-nucleotide messenger RNA. Its product is annotated as multicopper oxidase-domain-containing protein. The record is from RefSeq and is a predicted model, not a curated record. NCBI's taxonomy places the organism in Eukaryota, Fungi, Ascomycota, Eurotiomycetes, Eurotiales, Aspergillaceae. Gene Ontology annotation, molecular function: copper ion binding; oxidoreductase activity. The transcript has 8 exons. The coding region runs from base 1 to 2082 and encodes 693 amino acids.